Messenger RNA from Pristis pectinata (smalltooth sawfish), 2705 nucleotides. RefSeq names its product COMM domain containing 6 (gene commd6). NCBI's taxonomy places the organism in Eukaryota, Metazoa, Chordata, Chondrichthyes, Rhinopristiformes, Pristidae. The record is from RefSeq and is a predicted model, not a curated record. Gene Ontology annotation, molecular function: NF-kappaB binding.
CAAUGGGAGGGGGCGGGGCCAGCCGUGCGGGGCGGAAGUGCAGUGUCGGCUAUGGCAGGUCUGGAGUCGCAGCUGGCUGCAGGUUUUGAGAACUCUAUUGAAAGCAUCAAUAAAUUGCCCCAGGAUUUAUUUGCAGAGGUGUGCCAACAGAUCAUGUUAUACCUGCAGUGCAAAACCCCUGGUGUGAAUACACUUGAACUGGCUGAAAGACUUCAAAAUGCUGGUGUUGAACUGGACGUGGAAGCAAACUCAAGAUGGUUUCAUGCUAUCUCCUUGAUUUUCAGUAGGGCAGCUGCACAGAGCGGUGUGUCAGCUGAAGAUCUAGUUGUGAAGCUGGCAGAUAGCAGCAGUAAGUGGUCGAAGCAAGCGCUUCAGGUUAUCCGUCAUGUGUGGAACGAACAGGGCAAACUCAUUGUGACGACCGAGGACGCCAAGCACAUGUUAACAGUAGGACAGCUUGUCGACUUGCAGUGGAAACUGGGACUGGUUGUCAGUUCCGACAGCUGCAGGUCUCUGAAUUACCCGUACGUGACCAUGGUGCUGAAGGUAGCCGAUCCCUCGGGUGAAGUAAUCAGGAGGUCGUUUGAAAUGACUGUUCCACAGUUUCAGAACUUCUCCAAACAGUUCCGGGAGCUGGCAGCUGUCCUAGAAAUGGUCUGACGUUGCUUGUGUUCUGACAUCUGCUCUCUGAGCCCUGGUCUGGCUUCCAUUCGACAGAGGGAUUUCCACAAGAAAAUGGAUGCAUCCAACUUUUGAUGUGCAUUUUGGAUGAUGAUUUUUCUUUUGCCACCCAUAAUUCUCCAGUUGUUGAAUAAAAAUAUACAUUAAUACAGCACUGUGUGGGAAGAGCAAGAAGCCUUGCCCCCCUCAAAAAAAAAAGAAAAUUAGUGAAACCCGAAUUUAUAGUUGGAUUGGUGGGAUAGGAAGGAGUGGAUGUUGGUUAUUGACAAAGUGCCUAUGUAAUAGGCACAGAGAAUUGUUUUGUCUCCAACGUGAAUCUAAAUCUAUUUCACCCUGAUGCCCAUGUGCACUAUUACUAAGUCUUCAGGAAUGUAUUUGAAUGAGCUCUGGUAAUCCACCAGAAAUCUUUGCUGAUUGAAACUAAAUUAUCAAUGUUGUUGAAGGAUCUGUAACAGGGACCCUAUAGGGGCAAUAUCCUGCCAGUGUCAAGUUGUAAGUAAGUAGGUUGACAAAGGCAAAGCUUUCUUUCAGUUAAUCGAGCCAUUUUGCUUCAACUCUUACUGCUACAGAGUUUGGUUCCUUGUAUUAAUAUCUCUUAAGGACUAAAUUAACAAGGAUAUAAUGAUUAAAUUGGAUCACAUACAUUUUCUAUACACUUCAAUGCAUUGGUUUAUUUAUGCAAUCAGUUUUUAUUUGGGUGGUGAUUUUUUUUUGAGUGCAGUUUUAGCCAGAUGCAGGGCUGUGCAGUUGGUAUGGGGGUAAGUAGUAAUGAAAGAUGUGUAAUAAUAAAAUAGAUUCUCAUGAAUUGAUUGCGGUUUGGGUUUCACCAUACUUGCCUCUUUAGGCUACUCAAUCCGUGUGUCAGCAUUUCACUGAGUUUGCACUGAACAUUGAUUCACACAAUGCAGACAGUCAGUGCUGUGUGUCAGUAACCAUUCAACGUUUGUUAGCAGUUGAUGCAAGAUUAGUAUUAAGAAUUCUCAGUUUCACACUAUCCAAAUUACUUCAGGAAGCUAGCCCCCUGCACUCUGAAGAAAGCCAUAUUCGUUUUCAGUCUUGGAUUGUCUUUUUGAUGAAGAAAAUGUUGCUUUUGCAUCCAGGGGAUGUAAUCUUUGCUUACAAAAUAUGGUUGAAAAUAAAUCUGCUGGAGUUGCAUACACCAAUUUCAACAGUUAUUGUUUUUGGAUUUCAGCAUUCCAUUUAAUCCUUCCCCUUUAAAGUUAUUGCAAAGUCACCAGUUUCCUAAGUCAUUAUGUCCUGUUGAAGUAGUGGAAAGAUCAGAAUUAUCGUUACUCCAACCACCCUUUGACUUGUACCUUCUUUGAUCUCUUGCUGAAUAAUAAACACAAAUUUGCAAACUGUUGUGCAAUUCUGGACCAUUGUUGCCUGAAAUGCUUGGUCAUGUGGGACAUACUGCACUUUGUUCUCCCUGAGCUGUGAAGUUAGAUCCAUCGAUACUAAUGCUUCUUUGUUUGACUAAGAUUGAUGUCUCUUCUGACUCAGAAUCCAUUCAACACAAUGCUGACUCAGAAUCUAUUCAACACAAUGGCACAGCUCGUGAAGCUGUUGCCUCAGAACUCCAGUGAGUGUUCAAUUCUGGCCUCUGGUACUCUCUCUGGAGUUCGCAUGUUCUCCCUGUGAUGGUUUGGACUUUCCACUGGGUGCUCUGGUUUCCUCUCACAUCCCAGUAUAAAGAGGUGAGGGGAAGGGGUGGAGCAAGAGCAACCCUUUCCCUCACCUCUUUAUACCAGUUAUCUCCCCUCUACUCUUUCAGUCCAGAUGAAGGGCGGCAUGGUAGCGUAGCGGUUAGCGCGACGCUACUACAGCGCCAGUGAUCGGGGUUCGAUUCCCGUCGCUGUCUGUAAGGAGUUUGUACAUUCUCCUGUGUCUGCGUGGGUUUCCUCCUACAUUCGAAAGACGUACGGGUAGGUUAAUUUGGGGGUUUAAAAUGGGCGGCGUGGACUCGUUGGACCGAAAGGGCCUGUUACCAUGCUGUAAAUAAAAAUUUUUUAAAAAAUUUGAAA